UUUCUGCACGAAACGCGUUCGUGUCCCCCCCCCGGGGUAUUUCGGUUCGGGAGCGUCCCAGAGCUUGAACGAAAAGAGGCCAUUUGAGCUUGAGGAAGAUGUAUCCACCGCUUGGGUUGUUCGCGGCUCUCCUUGCUGGCUUGAUUCUUGGAAUACAAUUCGGGGAGGCUGCCACGAGAUUUAACUGGCGCUCAGUAAGAAGGAAUUCAAUUAGGCUUCUCCAUGGAUCCCGUGGCAGACAGUUUGGAAGAAUUCAGCGACCUCUCCCUAGCAGUGUUGGGCACACUAACGCCCACUUGCGUUUCAACUUUGUGGACCAGCAGUCCCAACGGUGUCCAAGCUACCGUUUCGCCUGUACCUACACCCAUCAGUGCAUCAGUAAAUCGUGGCGCUGUGAUGGCUACUAUGAUUGUUGGGAUGGAUCCGAUGAGGUCGAAUGUAGUAGGUGUCAUUCCUACGAAUUCGAAUGCGAGAAUGGAGGUUGUAUCCAAUUUGGUCACCGAUGUGAUGGUUACAAUGACUGCGGUGAUGAGAGUGACGAAAGCUUCCUAGAAUGUGGGAUUUGUGACAUUUCUACAAAGUUUGCCUGUAAGAGCAAUGGACGCUGCAUACCACGUGACUGGUCAUGUGACCAUUAUGACGACUGCCUGGAUCACAGUGAUGAAAUUUACUGUUCUAGCGGUAGUUAUAAUGGGAUUUUUAAUGUCUCUGGCAAUGACGAACAGACCACUACAGUCUCAACCACGACACAGUCUCCCGUCACCACUGAGCCACCUACAACAUCCUUACCAGCAUACUGUGACUGGUCGCCGUGGGGAAGUUGGAGCCAAUGCACAGCCAACAUCUGCUACGCAGAGCGGCGGAACCGGACCCGAACCUGCCCGUGCGGAACCGACAAUUGCCCUGCGCCGAACGACGGCACCGGGGCAGGUGACCGGGAGUACAGGAUGUGCCCGCUGCAAAAUUGUCCACAGGACGCAGAUUCCGGAUGCGGCACCCACGCCAAUCUAGGUUCCCUCUUCUCCGCACGAAUCGUCGGGGGCGAGAGCGCGACUCCCGGAGAGUGGCCGUGGCAGGCUCAGCUACGUGUCCGUAACAGCACCGGUCAGUUUGUCUUCGUCUGUGGUGGCUCGUUGGUCGACUGGAGAUUUGUGGUGACGGCAGCUCAUUGCUUCUCAGGGUCCAGCAACCCCAGUAAUUGGUUGGUCAUCCUAGGUCGUCACCAGAUCGACACAGGAGGCACACAGUUCACAGUCUCAGACAUCGUCGCCCACGAAGACUAUAACGUUGGUACGUCAGAGCACGACCUGGCUAUUCUCGUGCUGAGCGAGCCCGCCGAGCCGUCUCGCACCGUCAACACUGUCUGCCUCGACGAACUGGGCGAGAAGAGUUUCAGCAAGGAGUCGAACUGCUACAUCACUGGAUGGGGAUACACUUCAUAUCAAGGUCCAACGUCUACUGUAUUGCAAGAGGCCAAUGUUCCCCUGAUACCACAUGACGUAUGCUCUAAACCAGAAGUCUACGGUCAAUUGGUACUACCCACAAUGCAGUGCGCCGGGUAUCUGGAAGGCGGGGUUGACUCAUGCCAGGGUGAUUCUGGUGGACCGCUCGUCUGCACGACCACAGAUUCAUCGAGUGGCAAGGCACGUUACUACCUCGUCGGGGCCACGAGCUGGGGGAUCUCGUGCGCGGAAAAGAACCACCCGGGCGUUUAUACCAAACUUGCCGACUACACUGAUUGGCUGAGGCAACAAAUGGACAGCCACCCUCCGUCGUAGAGGGAGGACUUUCCAAUUUAUCACAAUCCGUCUGUGAAUACACUGUCUUGAUUCUCGUUUGUCUAUUUGGUCAUUUGGUGAACAGCACAAUUUUGCAACCGCAGAGGAGGUUGGUUUGCUUACCGACGCUGUUUGCUUUAAUCUCCUCUUUCUCUUCGUAUAAUAUAAGAGGUGUAUUAAUGUUUUUGACUUCUAAGCCUAAUUUGUUUGUAUAGACCAUUCUUGUUACAGCGCAAAUAGCCUUUUUCUUGAACAUAGCUUAUGAGAAUCUGUGGGUUAUCUCGUCGUAGUUUUUGACUCUCGUGUAUCCUGGAGUCCGACACGGUUGUUUUGUGUCUUUUCAUAGGUUUUAUCUCUGGUCUUACAGUUAAUUCAACUUUAUUGGACGACGUCGUAGGUUUGGGGCGUACAAAUAUGGGUAAUUUAAUACGACUUUCUAUGACGAGACAUUGUGUAGUAGGAUAAUAUUUCAGAGAAAAAUUGGGGGAAGGUCCCAUAAUAUCGGUACAUGUACUCCGUUGUAAAAUACUAGUAGUGAAGACUUUGCAAUAGAUGCCGUGAAGAUGAAGUCUGCCGUGAAAGACUUACUGCUACCCGUGAAUUCUUGAAAAGUCAAAUGAUACAGACCUACACCGGCGCGUAGGGCGGGGUUUAUUUCCCCACUGCAAAAAUAGAAUUUGAAAUUCCAAUACAAAAUCACGUGGAGAUAUGAUUCCAAUACGAAAUGACGUGGAGAUAUGAUUCCAAUACAAAAUCACGUGAAGAUAUGAUUCCAAUACAAAAUCACGUGGAGAUAUGAUUCCAAUACAAAAUCAAUGGAGAUAUGAUUCCAAUACAAAAUCAAUGGAGAUAUGAUUCCAAUACAAAAUCACGUGGAGAUAUGAUUCCAAUUCAAAAUCACGUGGAGAUAUUAAAAGAAGAUGGGGUAGACUGAAAUACUUUUGUGAUACAUUUGAUGCUUUUGUCGCCUAUUUUCAUCGUACAUUGACCAUCCAUUUGCCGUCCCGAUUUUGCUUCUCAGUGUCAUUGGCCUGAUUGAUUGUAAGAUUUUUUGUUAAUUUAAUGUUUUUCUUUUUCGGUUUUGGUGUGUGUAUUGAUUAGUUGCUUUAACCCCUCAGAUUUUAAUGGAAUAUUCUUUCUCCCUUCCUAUUUAAGUUGACCAGGCCAUGAGUCUUCUUCAGGAACUUUCUCAUUGUAUACACCCCUCCAGUUGGAGUCCUUUCGUGCAGGUCUUUCGUGUAGUGUAGCCGUUUUCUUUCACUGAUAGAAAAGUAUUAUUUCGAGCCAAAUUAGAGAUGGGUGUCCACUAGGAAUUUUUUUCCCGUGUCCUGACUAGUUGGUUAAAUUUUCACUCCAGAUGUGUUGAACAAUAAACCAGUAUUGAAGGUGAA
Acanthaster planci (crown-of-thorns starfish) is the source of this 3169-nucleotide messenger RNA. RefSeq lists its product as uncharacterized. Gene Ontology annotation, biological process: proteolysis. NCBI's taxonomy places the organism in Eukaryota, Metazoa, Echinodermata, Asteroidea, Valvatida, Acanthasteridae. Gene Ontology annotation, molecular function: protein binding; serine-type endopeptidase activity. The record is from RefSeq and is a predicted model, not a curated record.